CCGAAGAGAGUCCUGCGUUCUAGGGUCCUCCGUGGUUAUAUUUAUAUUUUAUUUAUUGCAAUAGAUAUUACGGAGGCUAUUACAAUUGAGUUGCUAGUAUGUUUGUUUUUCUUGGUUGGAGACAGACAGUGAGAAUAAUUUUUAAAGUUAGGACUUAUUUAAGCAAUAGCUCUUAAUGCUGCCAAAAUCAUGACACAUUAUUGGUGGAUGCACUGGUUUUGGAUAACGUUUUGGUUCUAUCACCAAUUUAUUAUUGUAUUUAGUCAUACUUUGCUGGCCACUCUACAUUCCAACUCCACCAUUCAACUGCCCACCACUAAGCUUAAUGUGUCUGAAAAUUCCUCCCAAGAAAUAAUUCCGCCCAAAAAUCUAAGUCCUGUAGUUUUAAGAAAUAUUACUCAGUAUGCCAGGAAUGAAUCUACCAGGAUGCCUAGGCAAUUUUUGAGAAGAUUGGGAGCUUUCCCUUCAAACAAUGUUCCAAUAAAAAUAAAUGCAAGUGAUUCAAAUAAUACCACAAUAAAAGAUUUUGUAGCUGUGAUAAACAACACAUUUUCUGAUAGACUGGACACCAAUUUUACAGAUUUUAAUCACAAUGCUAGUUCAAACAAUCACACUGAAAAUAUUACUUAUCUAGGGGAGGAAUUUGGAUUUAAUCACAGUUUUAUACAGUCAGAAAGAAUAGGUAUAGAAGAACCCGCAGAAAACGAUGAUAACUUAGGUAAUCUCUCCGCUGCAGGCAUAACGGGCAUAACCGUAGGUUGUAUAGUAAUAGUUGGUGUUAUUUGCGGUGCGAGUUUUUUUGUGUACCAAUACCAAGGAUUCAACAGACCCCAAGUACUUAAUGAUAGAUGUAGCAACCCAGAUUCCAGUGGAUAUAUUGAUGAUGCUUCAGUAAGAGACAAUUCAGAAGAGAUGUACAGCUUGGAUAAUGAUUCUUUCCUGAACAGUCUGGAAGCAAUGACAAUUCAAAAUUACUGGACCGACACUGUCAAACAUACAAAGUUGUAGGUUGUAGAUAUACCCUAAGUAUGACUUAUUUUGUGUAUAGUAUUUUUAGUAUCUGUGAUGCAUAUCAGUAAUAGUUUUGUAUUAGUUUAAUAAUAUUUAUUUAUACCUUAUUAGUCUUAGGUCUUUUGGCAUUAAUAAAAUUAAUUGAGAUUAAGAAGAAAUAUAUGUUGUGCAGCUAGUAUAUUGUAGGUUUAAUAUGAGAUAUAUGGGGCAAGAUAAUGUGUAAUUUACAUGCCAAAAGACUUAUUGAGAGCUUUAAUAUUUUCAAGAUCUUCCUCAUGAUACUAUUAUUUACUAUUUAAUGUUUUUUUUUCGAGAAAUUAAAACACUCUUAUUCAUAAAUGGCAUUUUGCACCAAAUAAGUUUUUUUUUAAAUGCAGAACAGCUGUUUAUUUGUCAUAUAACGAGAAAAAACAUUUCAAUAUUUUUAAGCAAAAUAAAAUUAUUAUUUAGCCUAAGAUCAAUUUUAAAGACAAAAAAGUUCGAUUUUUAUUUCAUUUCAUUUCCAUAAAAUUCAUUGUAUUUUUAAAAAAAUUGUCCUAUGGAAUUCUAAAAAGUAAUCGAAUACAAACUUGAUAAUGCAAUUAUGGCUUCCAAGAUAAUUUUAAAUAUUGUCAUGUCAGAAUUGAUUUAUACACGUUAUAUGGGCUGCACUUAGUCAUAUAACAUUAAAAGAAGUUAUCAAUUUUGACAAAAUAUUUUAAGUUGUUUUUGGAAAUUAUAGCAUAUUUGGGUCUAUUCUUUUAAAACACACUGCUUACAAAGUCAUAUUUUACAGUAUUAGUACUCUUUAGAUUUUUAGGAAACCAUGUACUGCUUUUUUACAUUUAUGAUUUUUCUAUACAUUUUUGUUGCAUUUAUUUAUUGACUACUGUUAUUUUUUUGUUGUAUAAUAAAUUGUUGCAUUUUUGCUCUGCUAUAGCACAUGUUUCUCCCUACUGCUUAAACGGUAAUCUAUUGGCACGACUAAAUGUUAAUUUUGAAAUAUAUAUUUUUUAAGGCAGAUGUGAUCAACAAUAAUAUGAGCGUUACUAUCUUAUGUAAGUUAACUUGAACAAUAAAUAAAUCAUUUUUUAGAGCGUAUAUUACUAUCUAUCUUUAUUCGUUGUGCAAUAACAAAUAACCUCAUUAUAUAUAUUAGUUAAAGGCUCUCAAAUAGCUCCCAAAAGGUUGUAACAAAUCUUUAAGGUUUAUUUACUUUAGGUGUAAAGUUUAUAGUUUUAGGUGUUACGAGGUAUUAGUAAGGCAAAACUGUACUAAAAUGUUACGACCUAAUAAAACGAGUUCAAUUCGUGAA
Anthonomus grandis grandis is the source of this 2305-nucleotide messenger RNA. RefSeq lists its product as uncharacterized. NCBI's taxonomy places the organism in Eukaryota, Metazoa, Arthropoda, Insecta, Coleoptera, Curculionidae. The transcript has 6 exons. The record is from RefSeq and is a predicted model, not a curated record. The coding region runs from base 190 to 1008 and encodes 272 amino acids.